Molecule: messenger RNA, 926 nt
Organism: Armigeres subalbatus
Lineage: Eukaryota; Metazoa; Arthropoda; Insecta; Diptera; Culicidae
Product: farnesol dehydrogenase-like
Exons: 2
Coding region: 47-781 (244 amino acids)
Molecular function (GO): oxidoreductase activity
Source: RefSeq, a predicted model, not a curated record
UCAAUCAAUAAUUUUGCAUCACGGAAUAUCGUUCGAAAUACUAGAGAUGGAACAGUGGUUAGGUAAAGUUGCCGUCGUGACCGGUGCAAGUGCGGGAAUCGGAGCCGCCAUAGCAAAGGAUUUGGCCAAAGCUGGAAUGGUGGUCGUUGGAUUGGCCCGACGAGUGGAACUCGUUGAAGCACUCAAAGCUGAUCUACCUAAAUCGGCAAGCGAUCGCCUCCAUGCUGCCAAGUGUGAUGUGUGCAAGGAGGAAGAUAUUCUGCAGACGUUCAAGUGGGUGGAAGGCAAAUUCGGCGGUGUGGACGUUCUUGUCAAUAACGCCGGUGUUAUGCGGCCAACUGACUUGAUGGAGGUCGGCAAUACACAAAACCUGCAUGAAAUACUGAGUACAAAUGUUAUGGGAUUGGUGCUGUGCAGUCGGGAGGCUUUUCAAUCGAUGAAGAAGCGCUCAGUGGAUGGUCAUAUUGUGCACAUCAAUAGCGUCGCUGGCCACAAAGUGUUGGAAGCACCGAAAUCUGGUAUCUAUUCUGCUUCUAAGUACGCUGUUACCGCCGUUACGGAAACGAUGAGGAACGAACUGAGGAAUGCAGGAACGAGGAUAAAAGUUACGAGUAUCUGCCCUGGACUGGUCAAAACCGAGCUUAUAACGGAAGUAUUCCCUCAAGGAAGUAUAACAUUGGAAGCGGAAGAUAUCUCCAAUGCUGUUCUGUAUGUGUUAAGUACGCCACCACGAGUUCAAAUCCAUGAACUCAAAAUCAAACCAGCUGGAGAACUUUUUUAGCUUUAAAAUCUAGAGUGUGGCAAAUACCAUACUACAAUUUUAAUACUACUUUUAAGAGAAGAUUCAAAAAAGCAGUAUCAACAGUCAUACAACAUUAAUAUGGGGAUAAAAUCUAUUGUUAAAUAAAUUAUCUUUUAUCUAUAUA